AUGAAAUGCAUUAUGGGUAUAAAAUGCAUGAGUCGUGGGGGUAGUGGAAAUGUGCUUGCCGUGCCCAAAAAAUUCCUUUUCGUAAAGGCGGGUUCUACAUAUAAAUUUGCAUCUGGGCAAACUAGCCAAAAUAAAAAAGACGAACAAGUAAUAAAAACUAAGAGACCGAUAAACAUCAACACAACGAACAGGAGUAUAUUUACCGAUACGAACCUGAAGACCAACCCUGUGAGGGAAGAAAAAAAUAAUAAUGAGAAAACAAUUCGAACCAAUGAGUACACUUCAGUUGAUAUAGAUGGGGAAGAUAAUUUCAAAAAUGAACAAUUUGAUAACGAAAUGUCACAUCGUGAUAAUCUGAACGAGGAUUUAGAAAAUUAUAACGAAUUUGACAGAUAUGAAGGACGGGGAAAGGAUGUUCGAGAAAAUGGGUUCAUGAACUAUAAACAAGGUGAAGGCAGAUUUAAAAAUUAUGAAAGAAGAAAAAAUAAACCAAGUGACAUGAACAAUGGGAGAGAUGAAAUGGAUGAGAGGUAUUCAUAUCGACACGAUAAUAUGAAAGAAGGAGAAGAAUAUUCUAGGGAAAGGAGAACAUAUUCAAGAAAUUUAAACAGUUCGGACAGAUAUGCACAACUUGGAGAAAAUUUAAAAGACAUAAAAUGGAAUAACGUAGAUGCAAAAAUAGAAAGACAGGAUCUACUCCUUGAUGAAAAUAAAAGAAGACAAAAUAUUUCACCUGAACAGUUAGAAGCAGAAUUGAAGAAACUAAACAUUUAUGUUAACAAAGAAUCAGUAUUGUUAAAUAAUUUCAUAAAUAACUUUGCAGAUGCCAAUUUUCAUGAAGCAAUCUUAAAUCAUUUAAAUGCAAAAUUUAAAGAACCAACACCAAUACAAAAAGUUACUUGGCCAAUUGCACUCGCGGGGAAAGAUUUAAUAGGUGUUUCUGAAACAGGGAGUGGAAAAACAUUGGCUUUUGCUUUGCCUUGUCUUAUGCAUAUACUGAAACAUAAGGAAAAAGAAUUAGAAAAGAUACAAGGGAGGAACCAAAAUGAUAGGAGUAAUAAAUAUACAAAAACAGGAAAACAGGAGAUCGAACAAUCUAGUAACACAAUCGAUAUGGAUGCAAAUGAAUCAGCAGAGGAACAUGUGGAUGCAUCAUUAUGCAGUGAUAAUGAUAACAGGCACAAUGAGAGAAUUGUGUAUGGAUUAAUUCUUCUACCAACUAGGGAAUUAUGCAUGCAAGUAGUGGACGAAAUAAAACAUUUUGAAAAAGAUAUCAAUAUAAAAAGUGUUGCUGUGUAUGGUGGAGUUCCAAAGUAUACACAAAUAAAUAAUUUAAAAAAAGGUGCUGAUAUUAUUGUUGCUACACCUGGAAGACUAUUGGAUUUACUAGAAAAUGGAAUUAUUCAUUUGUUAAAAUGCAUCUAUGUGGUUAUAGACGAAGCAGAUAGAUUACUAGAUAUGGGAUUCGAAAAACAGUUAAGAAAAAUUAUGACACAAAUUAAUAAAAAUAAACAACUUUUGUUUUUAACAGCAACUUGGCCAGAACAAGUUAGGAAAUUAGCAUAUGAUGUUUCUUCCUCUGAUCCAGUUAAAAUACAAAUUGGAAAAAGUGAAUUAACAGCAAAUAAAAAUAUAGAACAAAAUGUAAUUGUCAGCUCAUCAAUAGAUUUGAAAAAAAAAUUACUUGAUUGGUUAAAAGAAAAUUAUGAAGGUAAUAAAAUUUUAAUAUUUUGCUCUACAAAAAGAAAUUGUGAUAAUUUAUGCAAAGAAUUACGUUAUCAUCAAUACAAUGCUUUGUCAAUUCACUCAGAUAAACAACAAAGAGAGAGAGAUAGAAUAUUAAACAAUUACAAAAGUGAUCGAUGUAAUAUACUAGUUGCUACGGAUGUGGCUUCAAGAGGAUUGGACAUUAAAAACAUUUCUGUUGUAAUUAAUUAUGACAUACCAAAUACUAUUGAAGAUUAUAUUCACAGAAUUGGCCGAACAGGUCGAGCUGGUAGGAAGGGAAAGGCCAUUUUAUUUUUCCCUUACGAUUAUUAUGUUCCCCAAAAAAUCAGAUUUGCAAAGGAACUGAUCAAAUUGCUGAACAAGAUAAAUCAUGUUGUUCCAGCGGAACUUCGUGAAAUUGUCGGUGCCAGAUGA
This is a messenger RNA of Plasmodium gonderi, 2142 nucleotides long. RefSeq names its product ATP-dependent RNA helicase. The coding region runs from base 1 to 2142 and encodes 713 amino acids. The record is from RefSeq and is a predicted model, not a curated record. Lineage: Eukaryota; Apicomplexa; Aconoidasida; Haemosporida; Plasmodiidae. The transcript has a single exon. Gene Ontology annotation, molecular function: ATP binding; RNA helicase activity; RNA binding.